This is a messenger RNA of Pteronotus mesoamericanus, 711 nucleotides long. Its product is annotated as keratin-associated protein 10-7-like. The transcript has a single exon. Lineage: Eukaryota; Metazoa; Chordata; Mammalia; Chiroptera; Mormoopidae. The coding region runs from base 1 to 711 and encodes 236 amino acids. The record is from RefSeq and is a predicted model, not a curated record. Gene Ontology annotation, cellular component: keratin filament.
AUGGCCGCCUCCACCCUGUCCGUCCGCUCCAGCGACCUGAGCUAUGGCAGCCGCGUCUGCCUGCCCGGUUCCAGUGACUCUUGCACCGACGCCCCCUGGCAGGUGGACGACUGUCCAGAGAGCUGCUGUGAGCCCUCCUGCUGCGCCCCCAGCUGCUGCCCAUCCACCUGCUGUGCCCCCAGCUGCUGCCUGUCCACCUGCUGUGUCCCCAGCUGCUGCCAGCCCUCCUGCUGCGUCCCCAGCUGCUGCCCCUCCACCUGCUGUGUCUCCAGCUGUUGCCAGCCCUCCUGCUGUGUCCCCAGCUGCUGCCAGCCCUCCUGCUGUGUCCCCAGCUGCUGCCAGCCGGCCUGCUGCACGACCAUCUGCUGCAGGCCUGUGUGCUGCAGGCCCGUGUGCUGCACGCCCGUCUGCUGCACGCCCGUCUGCUGCAGGCCCGCGUGCUGUGUGCCCAUCUGCUCUGGGGCCGCCUCCUUGUGCUGCCAGCCCACCGCCUGCCCCUCGGCCUGCUGCGGACCCUCCUCCUGCAUGUCCCUCAUCUGCCGCCCCGUGUGCAGACCCGCCUGCUGCGUGCCCGUCUCCUCCUGCUGUGGCCCCUCCUGCUGCCAGCCCAGCUGCUGCCGCCCGGCCUCCUGCGUGUCCCUCAUCUGCCGCCCCGUGUGCCCCCGCCCAGCCUGCUGCAUCCCUGCCUCAGCCCAGAAGUCCUGCUGCUGA